Messenger RNA from Rattus norvegicus (Norway rat), 5685 nucleotides. RefSeq names its product RGP1 partner of RAB6A GEF complex (gene Rgp1). Gene Ontology annotation, molecular function: guanyl-nucleotide exchange factor activity; small GTPase binding. The transcript is spliced from 9 exons. NCBI's taxonomy places the organism in Eukaryota, Metazoa, Chordata, Mammalia, Rodentia, Muridae. Gene Ontology annotation, biological process: retrograde transport, endosome to Golgi; negative regulation of protein catabolic process. Gene Ontology annotation, cellular component: protein-containing complex; membrane; cytosol. The record is from RefSeq and is marked inferred. The coding region runs from base 243 to 1418 and encodes 391 amino acids.
CCCUCCAGCCGGGAUCCCCAGCUCCCGCGCUCAGGUGCCACCUCUGGGAAGGUGACCCGCAGCCCUGGUACCACCCGAUCCCUUUCCGGCCGGAAGCACCCCGCAGGUCGGACCGGAAGAGGCGCCUCAACUCUGAGAUGUGACAAAGGAAGUCCCGCCUCUGCCGCGCGACAGACUCCGUGGAUGCCACCGAGCUCUGAGCCGGUCUCGCAGGGGCGGGCAGAUUUGGUUCUGGAGCUGCCAUGAUUGAAGUGGUAGCUGAGCUGAGCCGAGGUCCUGUAUUUCUGGCCGGGGAGGCUCUGGAAUGUGUGGUGACUGUUACUAAUCCCCUGCCCCCGACCGCCACUUCUGCAUCCAGUGAGGCUCUGGCCUGGGCCAGUGCCCAGAUCCACUGCCAGUUCCAUGCCAGCGAGAGUCGAGUAGCACUGCCACCCCCUGACUCUAGUCAGCCAGAUGUCCAGCCUGACAGCCAGACUGUCUUCCUGCCGCACCGAGGUGAGAGGGGCCAGUGUAUCCUGUCUACUCCACCAAAAAUUCUGUUCUGUGACCUGAGGCUAGACCCUGGAGAGUCCAAAUCAUACUCCUACAGUGAAGUGCUGCCCACAGAGGGGCCACCUUCCUUUCGGGGUCAGUCAGUCAAGUAUGUCUACAAAUUGACCAUUGGCUGCCAGCGUGUCAACUCACCCAUCACUUUACUCCGAGUCCCUUUGAGAGUUCUCGUGCUGACUGGUCUUCAAGAUGUCCACUUUCCCCAGGAUGAGGCUGUGGCUCCAUCCAGUCCAUUCUUAGAGGAGGACGACAGUGGGAAGAAGGAUUCAUGGCUGGCUGAGCUAGCGGGCGAGCGCCUCAUGGCCGCUACAUCCUGCCGCAGCCUCCAUCUGUAUAAUAUCAGCGAUGGCCGAGGGAAAGUUGGGACAUUUGGUAUCUUCAAAUCUGUGUACAGACUCGGCGAGGACGUGGUGGGGACCUUAAACUUAGGGGAAGGAACUGUAGCUUGUCUGCAGUUUUCAGUAAGCUUGCAAACUGAAGAGCGGGUACAGCCUGAAUACCAGCGACGCCGUGGGACCGGAGUUGCCCCUUCUGUGUCUCAUGUGACUCAUGCCCGGCACCAGGAGUCCUGCCUACAUACAACCAGAACCAGCUUCUCUCUCCCCAUCCCUCUAUGCUCUACCCCUGGCUUCUGCACUGCCAUUGUGUCCUUGAAGUGGCGAUUACAUUUUGAAUUUGUAACAUCCCGAGAACCAGGAUUGGUGCUUCUGCCUCCAUUGGAGCAGCCCGAGCCUGCAACCUGGACAGGACCUGAACAGGUGCCUGUAGACACCUUCAGCUGGGACCUCCCCAUCAAAGUGCUUCCUACAAGCCCCACCCUGGUCUCAUAUGCUGCCCCAGGCCCUAGCACCAGCAGUAUAACUAUCUGAAACUGGCUCGCAUGCCCACCAUGGCAAGAAACUGAGAACUCGACACCUGGACUCCAGUGGGGCCACUUUCCCACCUGGGGCCCUGUAGCAAGGCAGUGGGGAACGGACUUACAGCUGUAGCAUUAAUUUAUUUAUUUGGAGGAAGUAGGCAGCUGCUAGUGGUUUCCCUGGAAGUGGCAGCAGCAGUGAGCUUUCAGCAGAUGGGUGAGCCUUUAGCUGGAGUGGGGGGCAGGAGCCCCACGAGCAGGGGUGUUAGCCGAGCCCCAUUCUAAGUCAGGUCCUCCCCCUUUGCAGGGCAGCCGAGGGUCAGCUUUUUGCACCAGGGAAAACUGACAGGUUCCGGCCUCCUGUUGCAGUUCACACCCAGCAGGGAAGUCAAUGGGAUGCUGAGACCUAGUGAACCAAAGACUGGAAGUCAGUACAGUAAAAAGCCACCUUUAGGGGCCUGCCCUUCCCACUCAGCCAUCCUCCCACACCCUCUUUUAGUGUCCCAGCAUCCCUAGCUAAGCUCUCUACUCCCACAUAAGGACCCUCUAGUGUUCCCAAGCAGGACUUUUUCCCUGCGGAUCUACCUCGACUCCCCUCUUGGUGCCUUCACAUUUGCAUCUCGUGAUGCCCUUCUGUUUACUCUCGCCUCACAGAAAUCUAAGGACUCCCUGGCCAUCCCUUAGGCACACCAGAGGUGUUCCCUCUGGCCACUCUUGGCUACUCACGUGUCACAGCAGCCCACACCAACAGGAUGCAGACAGGUACAAUGGAAGCAGUCCUUGCGGAGCCAAGAUUCACCCAGAGUGAAAUAUUUACCCUCGUACUGGCAGGGAGCUAGGGAAGGAUGAGAACUGUGUUAGCAGAUGAGAACUGGAGUGUUGGCAGAAGUCUCUUCUGGUCUGGGGUAGAGGAUAAUCCAUGCAUACUACCCCUCCAUACAGCCUUCCUGUUUCACAGGUUGAAGGCCUGAAUGUUCUAACCCAAGGUUGGGCAUCUCUAAGCCUUCACCACUGCCCUUCCCUUUCCCUUUAGCAUCAGCCCACCUUACCUUGAGCUUGGAAGUAGCACUUGCUGUUGACUCCUGGGUGCUGCAGGACCAGGGACACCACCAAGCAGAUGACCCUCCAGCCUCCCAGGAUCCCCUUGGCCUGUCCAGCCCAGAGUAUCCUUAGAGCCAUUCCUGCAGCUCAGCUCUCAGACCCGCCUUGGCUUCUGUUCAGAUUCCUCUGGUUUUAUCCCCUCGCUCUUCUUGCCUUGCUCCUGGCCUCCUGAGUUUCUCUCUCCUUGGACUCCUGACUCACACCAUGGCAGUGCCCUCUGCUCUUACAGGCUGGGAAUGUUUAUAAAGUGGGGACCCUGGUCCCCUGCUGAGUAGAGCCGGACAGGCUGUAACUCUGUUUCCUGAGGUGAGGGCAUGAAAACAAGAGGUCCGGCUUUUAACAAGCUGUGAGAGCUGAUUCAUGCCCCCACACAGCUAGGAGGAGGGAGGCAGCCAUGCAAGGGGCACUGGACUGGGCACUAAUACAGCCAGGAGGGGAGGGGUGAAGGCCCCAGGUGGUCCCCAGAUCUCCUUGACCUGCAGAGAGGAAGCAUUCCAUCAACCCUCCUUCCACCAGCAACAGGGGUGUGUGUGCUGGGAUCCCUGCCUGAACCGGAGGGAGGCAUUUCCUGGGGAUGGCGAAUCCUGUGCCCCAGCCAAACCAAGGAGCUGCAGAAGGGUGCAACUGCCAGUCUCCAGGAGAGCAGGCAGGCAUCUGGAAUGGAGAGUUUCCUUCACAUCCCAGGGCAGGGUUUCCCUGGUGCACUGUGAGGAAAGGGGUUCAUCCAUAGGCACCCCAAAUUUUGCAUUUUUACCCCAAGUGGACAACAGAUGCAAGAUCGUCCCAUUCCUGACAGUGCUUCUGCACCCCCCCAAGAGAAGUAUCUCCAAAUACCUUAAUGGAUGUCACCCCACUUCACAGAGAUGCCCCCUCUUUCCUCAUGAUGGGAGCUUUCUAACGUCCGAGUUUCCACAGGCUCUGCAGGAGUGCUGGGCUUCAGUGCCUGCCCACUGGCUGUCUGGCCAUGCACAGGGCACUUCACCUGCCACCCCGCUUCCUCACCGUAUUGAGAGUAGACGUGCCAGCUCUUGGGCUUGUGAGAUAGAUAGCAUGUGGGAUGUUCUUAACACCAUUGCUGGCCCAUGGCCCUCAGAAAAUAGCCGCUGACGGAGGCUAAAGCUCAGGCAAAAACGAUGUUCUUUCCUCUGGAUGGCAGUAAGUAGCUCUGUACAGCUGAGGGCUUCUGGUGUGGGCUCCCGGGUCCAGCUUCUGCCUUCACAUGUAUGCUUCAAGGUAUCCCUACUGCCUCCUUCAAAGACCUGUGUGGUCCUGGGAGCAUUUUAGAUCCAGUCUUUGACAUGUGGGUUGAAAGGUGGUGUUGACAAAUCUGUGUUUCCAUACCUUGGGAAGAGGGAUCAUGCCGUACCCUCCCUUCAGCUAACUUUAGGACUCUUUUUCUUAUUUGGAUUCUGACUUCCUUCUCAUCCCCUCAUGUGCACUCCAAGUCUCCUUUGUGACUACUUUGUGACCCUGGACUUUUGUUCUACCUUCCGGAGUCCCCAGUGUUGUUCGGUUCUUCCUUUCCUACUCCUAGGACGUUUACUGCGGUUUUCCAUCCAUGCCUGCGGUCCCGUUCACCCCUCGUUCACCCCUCGCUUUACUCAUCUAGCACAGCAGAUACAUCUUACUAAUGGCAGACCUUUUCAGGAGCCCCCUGCUUGUCACCUCUUCAUUCAGCUGCUACUGUCACGUCAGCCCACCUCUGGGAUGCCUUUUGCAUUGGCUAGGGAUGUAGUUGGGUGACAGUGUUUACCAUCUAGUGUCCCAGGUUCCACCCCUAACACCCUCCCCCCCAUUAAGUGGAAGAAAACAAGUGUUUUUUCAGAUUGAUAUCAAGAUAAGAACAAAGGAAAACUUAGGACACCUAGGUAGGCUCCUGGGAGCCUGGAGGGGAGAACACAGCUUCGACUCCUUGCUGUCUUGGCUGGAGAAGGGAUUAGCAGUCUGCUUAGUAGUGAGCUCUGCCACUGCCUUGGGGGAACCCACCUGAAGGCCGAGCAUAGACCAUUUUCUGCAGUAGCUCGACACAAUGCACGUGAGGCUAGAGAUCCCGGAGGCAGAAGAGGCACUGGAAGUGAGACCUGGUAGGCAUUAGUGUCUGAGAGGUGCGGGUGAAGGCGUGUAGCUGUGGGGACUUCUGGAAGGAGGCAGAGGCCGAGCAGAAUUCCUCUCUGAGGUCAUAGGGCAGUGGGGAACUGGCUGAUGACCUGGCAGUGGUGUGUGCAGAGGCAUCAGUGGUUAGAGCCCAGCCCACUGAGUCCCAGGGGAGUAGCCUUUGGGGCAAGGGGCAGGACAGGGUCAGGGUGAGGGUUGGCACAGGCCACCUAUGCAGGGACAAGGAAAACAUCCGCCAGCGCUGGGCCAGACUGUUCCAGCAGUGCAGGCAGGUGCGCACGCAGGGCAAGGAAGUGAGCACAUUCCGGGGCUGAGUCAGCCCAACCCGGCUUGCUUUGCCCAAAUGGGACAGAGCACUGUGUUUGGAGAUGGUGGCUCAGGGAGGUUUGGGGACAAGAGCCCAAAGAAAUCAUGAGAGGGACUGCUUUCUGCCCAGCUGGCAACAAACUGCAGAGCCCCUAAAUUCAUAGCUCGAGACUGAGUAGGCAGUGAGGCAGGCAGGUUAGAGCUGAGAGGCUUGAGAGGAAGGGCAGAGGAAAGGCCCUCCAGAGUCUUGCUGGAGUGGAGGAUCCAGGGAAGCCGAGGCAGGUGGUGAGGCCUCUGAGAAUAAGGAGUUCACCAUCCAUGCAAGUCAGAGGGUAUGACAGCCCAGCUAGGUCUGCCAGGGGCCGGUGUGAAGGAAGGGCUCCAGGGAGUGUCAGGGGUUAGAUUAUUUGGAUCUUUGCAGUACUUCCUGGGUCUAAAGAGGCUUUCUGUGCUGGAAUAGUUGUUCGGGUUUCUCAGGUAAACUGGAGCCAUGUUGGUCUAUGACCACAAAGAUAGUGGAUGGUGUAGUAACAAAGUCCUGUGUCUCCCAUUACCCAACCUGCCACCCACUACCCCUCGCCCAAGCCCCCAAAGGAAGGCUAUCACUGAUAGGGCUGUGUCCAUAUACCUAUCCCAACAGAGAAGCAGGAGUGUUGCCCCAAGUAUGAGGACCAGGUGGGGCUAUAGAGUGAGACCCUAUUUUAAAAACAAUUUGCUCUUACUAAACCUUAAAAUUUUGAAUAAAGAUUGAAAAAUCA